UCCCAGUAGCAGUGAGGGAAAGUUCGAAAAAGGCCUUUGUGAACUUUCAGCCAUCACGUCUUUACCUGGUCCUCUCUGUCUGGCAGUGGGGACACGGGGAUCCUACUGUGAUAACCCCAGAGGCAGAUGGAAGGCAUGUCUGAGGGGCACCAUCAAUGAAAGCUGACCAGGGGUGAUUAGCCACUUUUAUCAGCAGACUUUCACAGUUGAGGUUUCUGAAAACUGAAAUCGUUAACUUCCUCACUGGAAGUAGGUUGCUGCUCUGGGGACAAUAAAGGGAAGACUUAAGCUACCCCUAGUUUUCCAUAUCACAUAAGAGCUCACCUCCAUUUUAUGCUUUAAAAUAAGUGUAUAGUUAAUCCCCUUGGGAGAACUCGUGGAGCUGGUGACCUGGUAUGGACAGGUGUCACAAAGCAAAUGACAGAAGUUAGGAAUAAGAGAACCAGGAGGAGGAGAAGUGAGCACUGCAGCCAUUCACAGCCUUCUUUGUGUGGAGAGAGGGGAUUGUUUUUAGCUCAGAUAGUAACGCUUUCCCCACAGGAAUGUUCUGGUAUCUUGGGGAAGGCAGCUUUGUCUUGGCUCUCAUUAUUUCUGCUGUCCUGUUGUUGUAAUACAAGUGCUUUCUUAGAAUUGUGUUUUUAUUGCAUAGCCUUUAAAUAAAAAUCUGCCUCUGUGGGCUUACAGAGGAAAAUGAUGGUAAGUAGAGUGGCUUGAACAUGGUAAUGUUUAUUUACUUAACUGGAGUAUUUUUGGACACUUAACCAUGAACUUGGUGAUGGGGACACAGUUGAAUAAGACACAAUUCCUGUCCUUGAAUUUACUGUCUAGAGGGCGGGGAUAAAUCAGUGCCUUCUGUACAGAGAUCACUGAGAUUUUUGUCACUUCUUGUCACCUGUGGGUUUUCUGUGAUGAAAGGUAAGCAUGGCAGCUGAAAAACAUGAGGUCCAUAGGCAGUCUUGGUGACACUCUCUUUUAGUAGCCAUUAAUAAUAAUCGUAAAAGCUAAUAUUGAGUGCUUACUACAUAUUGGGUUCAGUCCUAAAAUGCUGUUAAGUUUGUAAUUCCUCUAAUUCUCACAGUGUCCCCUGUAAAUACUAUUAUAGUCUUCGUUUUACCGUUGAGGCCCAGAAAGGUUAAAUGACAUGGGUUUGAACCUAGGCAGUCUAGUUCCAGAGUCUGCUGUUUUGCCUGUUUUAAUCCAGUUUAAAUUUAAAAUAUACUUUAUGUAAAUAUACUUAUGUGGCUUUAAGUGUAAGAGAUUAUGAUUUGAAUAAGAGUAUGCUUUGUAUUACAAGUUAUGCUCAAAGUUCCUGUAUAUCCUUGAGAACACAAUUGACUAGCUGCAUAGGGUGAUUCUCUCUGUAAUGUGGGAGUUUUAAUAUAUCUUUUUAAAUGUUUAUUUUUGAGAGAGACACACAGAGCACAAAUGGGGAAGGGGCAGAGAGAGAGGGAGACACAGAAUUGGAAGCAGGCUCCAGGCUCCCAGCUGUCAGCAGAGAGCCCGAUGCAGGGCUCAAACCCACGAACCGUGAGAUCAUGACCUGAGCCAAAGUUGGACAGUUAACCAACCUGGUCACCCAGGUGCCCCUAUAAUGUGGAUUUUUAUUUUUUUUAUUUUUAUUUUUUUUAAUUUUUUUUUCAACGUUUAUUUAUUUUUGGGACAGAGAGAGACAGAGCAUGAACGGGGGAGGGGCAGAGAGAGAGGGAGACACAGAAUCGGAAACAGGCUCCAGGCUCCGAGCCAUCAGCCCAGAGCCCGACGCGGGGCUCGAACUCACCGACCGCGAGAUCGUGACCUGGCUGAAGUCAGAUGCUUAACCGACUGCGCCACCCAGGCGCUUCUAUAAUGUGGAUUUUUAAAUGAGACAUCCUUUUGCCCUUUUCCCCUUUCAUGUGUUGUGAUUAUUUUGGCACUCUUUAUAUAUCAUAUAUAUAAAAAUUUAUAAACUUAUACAUUAACAUAUAUAUAAUAUAUAAAAAAUAUAUUUUAAAGUUUUUUUAUUUUAGGGGGAGAGAGAGAGAGCACGUGAGUGAGCGAGAGGAAGCAUGCAGGAGGGGCAGAGAGAGGGGGAGAGAGGGACUCCCAAGCAGGCUCCACACUGCCAGAGCCCAAUGUGGGGCUCAAAUCCAUGAACGUGAGACCAUGACCUGAACUGAAAUAAAGAGUCAGAUGCUUAACUGACUGAGCCACCCGGGUGCCCUGGCACUCUUAAUACUCUUGCAUGUGCCUUUAUAUCAUUGUGAAAUUCAGUAAACAUACACUACUGGGUUUUUAUUUCUGUGUGUACAUAAUGGUAUUUUAUGAUGUAGUAUUCAAACUGGAGAAUUUGUGAAUUACUGGACCGACAUACUUGUUAAUGUGAAUAACUACAAAUAGAAACUUAAGUUGUACUUUCUGCAUGGCUGUUAAUUAAGACCAAUUGAUUAAAUUAAAAGAAGAACUAUAUUUGUUUUGUCCUCUGUAACAAUGGAAGAGAAGUGUAGAAGCAGGAUUGAAGUAAUGUAGAGUAGUCUAGGGGGUGCUAGAGUAACCUUAUUUUGCUGAGUUUAUUUAGGGUUGGAGUGAAACCAGCCCAAUUUACCUUCUCUUGCCUUCUGAGAAGAAAUACCUUAGAAGUCAGAGUUAAUCAAGACUGAAUCAUUGCUAGAACCACUGUUAUAAAUAGUUCUUGUGUAUUGAGUGGGCUAAUCUUCAGGGAACUCAGGCUACAUGGGACAUAAUUAUUCCCAAAGCUAUUUUUAUUUCUCUUUUUAUCUCAGAUUUAUUUAACUCUCAAAAACUAGGGGCAUGAAUAUUCUUAUUUUGAAUUAAGCCCUCUAACAUUGUGUACGUUUUUCUCUUUUGCAGUUGUGCUUCUGACUUCGUCAGGGCAUUUUCCAUACAUAUUUGUUCGUUGUUUAUAAUGUUUCUAGGAGAUGGGUAUUUAUAUUAGUUUCUUGUGGUUGCUGUAAUAAAUACCACAAACUUGGUGGCUUAGUACAUCAAAAAAAUUUUUUUUCACAGUUCUGGAGGCCAGAAGUCCGAGAUCAGACUCACUGGCUGAUGUCAAAGUGUGGGAGGACUGUGCCACCUCCAGAGGCUCUAGGGGAAAAUAUGUUCCUUGCCUCUUCUAGUUUCUGGUGACUGCCUUCAUUUCUUGGUUUGUGGCCACAUCACUCUAUUCCCUGCAUCUGUGGUCACAUUGCCUUUUCUUCUUCUGUAUGUGGUCAGAUCUUCCUCUGCCUUUCUUUUAAGUUUUUAUUUUGGGGUAAUUAUAGAGUUACUUUCAGUUGCAAGAAGUAAUACAAAAGGAACCCAUGUCCGUUUUCCCCAAGGUAACAUCUUGCAAACUUGUAGCACAAUAUUGCAACCAGAAUAUUGACAUUGAUACAGCCAAGACACAGAAUAGUUUCACCAUAUGGAUUCCUUAUGUGGUACUUGGAUAGCCACACACCCUCUUCUCUGGCAACCACUAAUAUGUUCUUCCUUUCUGUAAUUUCUGCUAUUGCAAGAAUGUUAUAUAAGUGGAAUUAUACAGUGUGUAACAUUUGGGGAUUGUCUUUUUCUAUGUAACAUAAUUCCGUGGAGGUUCAUCUAUGUUGUUGCCUGUAUCAAUGGUUUGUUCUUUUUUCUUGCUUGGUAUUCCUUAAGAUCAUUAGCAUUUGGUGUGGAUGUAUCCAUUGAAGGGUAUUUUGGGUUAGUUCUAGUUUUUGGCUGUUAUAAAUAAAGCUGUUAUGAACGUUCACAUACAGGUUUUUGUGUGGACUUAAGUUUCCAUUUCACUGGGAUAAAUGCCCAGGAAUGCAGUCGCAGGGUCAUAUUGUGGUUUUAUAGACAAAUGGGUUUGUCUCUGAACUCUCCAUCCCAUUGUCUAUGUCUGUCCUCAUGCUAGUGCCACACUGUCUUAAUUACGGUUGCUUUGUGGUAAGUUUUGAAAUCAGGAAGUAUGAGUUCUCACUUUGUUCCUCUUUUUCAAGUUUGUGUUGUCUAUUCUGGUUCCCCAACAAAUCCAUAUGAUUUAGAAUCAGCUUGUCAGUUUCUGCAAAGAACUCAGCUGUGGAUUUGGUAGUGAUUUUUAAUAUAUUCACUGAGUUGUACGACCAUUAUCACAAUUAAUUUUAAUACAUUUUCAUCACCUCAAAAAGAAGCCCUCUGUUCAUGAGCAGUGACACUUCCCUAACCCCCAACCUUUCCCCUUAGAAGCACGUUCUAAUCUGCUUUCUGUCUUGGUGUAUUUGUCUAUUCUGGACAUUUCACAUAAGUGGAGUCAUAGAAUAUGUGGUCUUUUGUGAUUGGCUUCUUUCACCCAACAUGUUUUCAAGGUUUGUCCAUGCUGUAGCAUGUGUUGGUGCAUCAUUCCUUAUGGCUGAAUAAUGAGCUGUUCCAAGGCAUGAUAGGACACAUUUUAUUUAUCCGUUGAUCAGUUGAUGAACACUUCUUGGCUAUUAUGAAUAAUGAUGCCUUGAACACUCAAGUACAAGUUUUUGGGUACAUGUAUGUUUCAGUUGUUCUUUGGUGUUCACCUAGAACUUGAAUUUCUGGGCCGUCUGGUAAACAUAUAUUUAAAUUUUGGAGGAACUGCCAGACUGUUCUCCAGGCUGUACCAUUUUACAAUCCCUCGGCGGUGUGUGAGUGUUCCCAUUUCUCUACAUCCACACCCACACUUAUUAUUACCUGUUUUUUUGAUUAUAGGGACAUUAUAGAGAAGUUACAUUAUAACAUCCCAGGAGGUGUGAGGUGUUUUGAUUUGCAUUUCCCUGAUGGCAAAUGAUGUCCAACAUCUUUGCAUGUGCUUAUUAGUCGUUUGUAUGUUUUCUUUGGAAAAAUGUCUAUUCCUAUCCUUUGCCUGUUAAAAAAAAUUUUUUUAAUGUUUAUUUUUGAGAGAGAAAGCAUGUGUGGGGGAUGGGCAGAGAGGGGGAACAGAGGAUGCGAAGCAGACUAUGUGCUGUCAGCAGCGAGACCCAUGUGGGGCUUUAACUUACACACAGUGAGAUCAUGACCUGAGCUGAAUGAAGUCAGAGGCUCAACCGACAGAGCCACCCAGGUGCCCCUUGCCCAUUUAAGAAAUUGGGUUAUUUGCUUUCUUAUUACUGAGUGAUACUAGUUCUUUAUAUAUUCUAGAUACAAAACCCCUUAUCAUAUAUAAGUUACAAAAAUUUUCUCAUGUAGGUUGCCUUUUCACUUGAAAUGUAGUUGCUUUUUAAAAUGUUUAUCUUGGGGACGCCUGGGUGGCUCAGUCGGUUAAGUGUCCUACUCAUGACUUCGGCUCAGGUCAUGAUUUCACAGUUCAUGUGUUUGAGCCCCACAUUGGGCUCUGCGUUGACAGUGUGCAACCUGCUUGGGGUUCUCUCCCUCCUUCUCCCUCUGUGCCUCACCAACUUGCACCUGCAUUCUCUCUCACACACACACACACACUCUCUCUCUCUCUAAAAAUAAAGGAAUAAACGUUAAAAAAUAGACAAAAAUGUUUGUCUUGUAUCUACAACUUUGUUGAACUCACUUAUUCUGGGAGGUUUUUGGAGUAGAUUUCUUGGGAUUUUCUGUGUAAACUAUCAUGUCCUCUGCAAAUAAAGACAGUUUUACUUCUUUUCUGUGUAGCUUUUAUUUCCUUUUCCUGUCUCCUUGCAUUGACUAGUAUUUCCAGUACAGUGUGAACUAGAGUGGUGAGAGGGGACAUCCUUGCCUCAUUCCCAGUAAUGGGGAUUGUGCAUUUUGUCUUCUAUCAUUAAGUAUAAUAAUGUUUACUGAGGGUUUUUGUAGAUGCUCAUUACCCGGUUGAGGACAUUCUCCUUUAUUCCAGUUUUUUUCUGAGAGUUUAUCUCAUGAACAGGCAUUGAAUUUUAUCAGAUAAUUUUUCUGUAUAGAUUAGUGUGGUCAUGUGGAUUUUUUUUUCAGUUUGUUAAUAUUGUGGAUUACACUGAUUGAUUCUUGAAUAUUGAACUAACCACGCAUCUCUGAUUAAAUUCAACUUUUUAUGUACUGCUGAAUUUUAUUUGCUAAUGCAUUGUUACGUAUUUUUGUGCCUCUAUUCAUAUAUCGGUCUGUAGUUUUAUUUUUCUUGUACUAUUUUUUCUCUGGUUUUUGCAUCGGAGUAAUAUACUAGCUUCAUAAAUGGAAUUGGAAAGUGCUCCCUAUUCUUGUAUUUUCUGGAAGUGAUUGUGUUAACUCCUUUUUAAAAAUUUGGUGUAAUUCUCUGAUGAAACAAUCUGGGCCAGGAGAUUUCUUUUUCCAGUGGUUUUUAAUUAUGAGUUCAAUUUUCCUAAUGGUUACAGGGCUUUUCAAAUUACCUGUUUCAUUUUGGGUGAGUUGUAGUCUGUCCUGCACACAGAGUGGGGCUCCUCAUUGCUGCCUGGCAGGGGUGGGUAUUUCAGUUCCCCUCUAGGCCUCCGCUGAAUACUACUCUGCAAACUUGACUGUUUCCUGCCAUGGGCCUCCGCUGACCUUGCUGGGAGGGGUGGCUUUCCUACCCCACACUAUGGAGGUGGUGAAAGUCUUGCCUCUCUACUAGGCCUUGCCGCAUACUGCCCACAUGGGGAUGGGAAGGAGUGCCUUGUAACUGUCACGGGAGUAAAGUCCAGCCUCUACAGAUAGUUUCCAUAGACACUGUGUGGCUGGGGAAGGGAGUCUUAAACCUACCUGGCAGGGAAGUCUGGCCUUUGAUAUCACCCUUGCAGGGGUAAAGGAUUGGCUAAGGGAAGGAGUCAUGUUGAGGUGUAAUGUUACAGCCUGGUGGGAGUGAAAGGUUAGCUCCCUACUUGGCCAAUGCUGUAGUGGAUGGCGUGGGCCACAGUUUUGUCUGUGGUUUUUGGCUGGAGUGCAGUGGUUGUUAUCUAAAAGUUUGUUGUGCUGUUUUCUUGGUCCUUUGAAAGAGAAGAGACUUUUUUUUGCCUAACCCCCUUUGGCGUUUCUGGAUAACUGGCUUCUUCAACUCCAUGUCCGUAUGGUAUAUGAGCCAAAAGGAAAGCCCAGGAGAUUCACCACUGUGUUGUUCCAUGGGUCUCGGGUUCCCAGCUGGUGUGCCUUUCUCUCUCCACCUUCAGAGUCUUCUUUUGUUUGUGCAGGGUUUUUCAAUUGCAAUUAGCUAGAACAGUAGGGGCAGCAGAUCUAAUCGACUUUACCAUAGGUGGAAGUUGGACUGGGAUUGUUUUUUUUUUUUUUUUAUGGAAGAAAACAUAGGAUAGAAAUUAAGAUACAUAAAUAGGCCAGUAAGAGACUGAAGAAGUUAAUUUUGGGUCAUUUACUUGGAAGUGAUAGUUUAACUCUGUCUUUAUUUCUCCAGAGAGUAAUUCCUUGUGUCUUUGUUCAGUAAAACCAUGCCUUCAUUCGUUCUAGAUCUCUUAAGAAAUUUGACAAUCUAGUGGAUUAUUUCUGUAUUUGUAUGUGUGUGUGUGCAUGUGCAUAUGUGCAUGUGUAUAUAUAUAUACAUUUAUAAAUUCAUAGUGAAUCUAAAUUUCUGGCUAGUAUGUGACAGAGAAAAUGUUAUCUUAGUGGAAGAUUAGUUUUCUGGAGAGGACUCCGUUUUUCUAGAGGUUGUUGGAAACCUUGAAGCUGUGGAUUCUUUUCUAAAAGGAGAAAUAGGCAUUGUGCAUAGUGAUUAAGAGCUAUGUAAGGACAUUCUGUGAAAGUCUUUCAGUAACCCAGAGGAUUACUGGGGUCUUCGUUGGAAACCGUGUGAUGUCUGGAGCACUUUUGCGGUAGGUUUAGCCUAUGGGGUCUGCAGCUUUUGUUUUUUCAUUUAUUUUACAACUUUGUAAGUUGUCAGUAACUGACAGCAAUGCAAAUUCUUUUUUUUUUUUUUUAAAGUUUGUUUAUGUAUUUUGAGAAGGAGAGCGAGGGUGAGUGAUCAAGGGAGAGGCAGAGAGAGAGGGAAAGAGAGAGAAUCCCAAGCAGUGUCCAAACUGCCAGCACGAAGCCCAACUCGGGGCUUGAACCCAUGAACUGUGAGAUCACGAUCUGAGCCGAAACCAGGAGUCAGUCACUCAACUGACUGAGCCAUUGAGGUGCUGCAAAUUAUUCUUGUUCUUAAGACAUGCAUAUGAAUUUUUUGUUUGGAGAUACAAUUUACCUCUUUUCCUCUCUUCUGUAAGAGGCCAAGUUUUGGAUCUAUUAAGCAAAUUCGUUUCACCAUUUUUUUUUUAAAUGUUUAUUUCUUUUUGAGAGAGAGAGAGAGAGAGAGAGAGAGAGAGACAGAGCGCAAGCAGGAAAGGGGCAGAGAGAGAGGGAGACACAGAAUCUAAAGCAGGCCCCAGAUUCUCAGCUGUCAGCACAGAGCCCGCUGUGGAUCUCGAAUCCACACACUUCGAGAUCAUAACCUGAACUGCAGUUGCCACCCAGGUGUCCCUCGUUUCACCAUUUCUGAUUGCCUAUAUGUUUGUGCUUUUUGGAUUCACUUUUGAGCCAGAUGGAACAUCUUAUUUGGGCCAUAAUUAGUAAGUAAAGUAAAAUCAUAGACAGGUAUUCAUUUUAUAUUUGCAUGGAAGACACCAAGUUAUCUUUUUAUUUGUUUAAAUAAUCCAUUAACAGCUUGAACUGUGAAUUUAGCCUGAUGGGCUUGAAUCCCUUGGUAGCAUUUCCUGUCCUUGUGAUUCGGAGCAGGGGAUUUUGUUUUUUAACCUGUUUAACCACUGGGAGUAGCCUCGGUGCUUUUUCUGCUGUGGUGGUUGUGAGGCUUAAGAGAGAUGUCACACCCUUCUCACAGUACCUCCUACAUCUGAAGAACUGUUUUGUUAUUAGAAGACUGUGGACAAUUGGGGCGCCUGGGAGGCUCAGUCUGUUGAGUGUUCGAUUCAGCUCAGGUCAUGAUCUCACGGCUUGUGAGCCCCAAGUCGGGCUCUGUGCUGACAGCUCGGAGCCUGGAGCCUGCUUUGGAUUCUGUGUCUCCCUCUCUCUCUGCCCCUCCGCCACUCAUGUUCAUUUUCCCUCUCUCUCUCUCCCUCUCUCCCUCUUCCCCCCCUCAAAAAUAAAUAAACAUUAAAAAAAAUUUAGAAGACUGUGAACAACUGAUUUUAUUUUCCUGAGACGUAAGUUCUUAAUUUGUAACAAAAAAUGAAGGGAUUUUUUUCUUGAUUGUUAGGUCCUAGAUUUCACUGGUGAUAAUUGGAAAGAAUGAAGCAAAGCAACUGAUAACAGUUGCUUUUGGAAGUGAGGACAUUUUAAACAUGCACGUGACCUUGCUGCUCUGAGAAAGGGAAGUGGACAGUCUGAUCUGAUGAGCAGUUCCUUACAACAGUGGCCUGGUAAUUUAAUUCAGCAAACAUUGGUCAUGGAGAUCCUGUUUUGCUUUCCUUUGUACUAGGAAGAAGCAUUAGGGCUGGAAAUGUGGCUUAACAAGUUGAAGUAAACAUUGGAAAACAUAUUGGAGACUAGGAAAUACUCUCUGAAUAAUCAUGGUGUCAUGGAAAGGGAUUUACUUCAUACUCACUCUGUUUUGGGGAAGCUUUUUUGGAAGCAUAUUCAUGCUGGGUCCCUUUUUACCUUUGAUGUUUGUAAACCCAUCUUGGUAUCGCUGGAUCAACAACCGCCUCGUGGCAACUUGGCUCACACUACCUGUGGCAUUGUUGGAGACCAUGUUUGGUGUAAAAGUUAUUAUAACAGGUGAUGCAUUCGUUCCUGGAGAAAGAAGUGUCAUUAUCAUGAAUCAUCGGACAAGAAUGGACUGGAUGUUCCUGUGGAAUUGUCUGAUGAGAUAUAGCUACCUCAGAUUGGAGAAAAUUUGCCUCAAAGCCAGUCUCAAAAGUGUUCCUGGAUUUGGUUGGGCCAUGCAGGCUGCUGCCUAUAUCUUCAUUCAUAGGAAAUGGAAGGAUGACAAGAGCCAUUUUGAAGACAUGAUUGAUUAUUUUUGUGAUAUCCAUGAACCACUUCAACUCCUCAUAUUUCCAGAAGGGACUGAUCUCACAGAAAGCAGCAAAGCUCGAAGUAAUGAUUUUGCUGAAAAGAAUGGGCUUCAGAAAUAUGAAUAUGUCUUACACCCAAGAACUACAGGCUUCACUUUUGUCGUAGACCGCCUAAGAGAAGGGAAGAACCUUGAUGCCGUCCAUGACAUCACAGUGGCAUACCCUCACAACAUUCCUCAGACAGAGAAGCACCUUCUCUACGGCGACUUUCCCAAGGAGAUCCACUUCCACGUGCACCGCUACCCAGUGGACACUCUCCCUGCCUCCAGGGAGGGCCUCCAGCUCUGGUGCCACAGGCGGUGGGAGGAGAAGGAACAGAGGCUGCGCUCCUUCUACCAAGGGGAGAAGAGCUUUCACUUCACCGGCCACACCAUAAUUCCACCUUGCAAGUCUGAGCUGAGGGUCUUUGCGGUCAAACUGCUCUCUAUACUUUAUUGGACCCUGUUCAGCCCUGCAAUGUGCCUCCUCAUAUAUUUGUACAGUCCUGUUUGGUGGUAUUUUAUCGUCACCAUUGUUGUCUUUGUGCUACAAGAGAGAAUAUUUGGUGGACUGGAGAUCAUUGAACUUGCAUGUUACCGUUUUUUACACAAGCAGCCACAUUUAAAUGUAAAAAAAAAUGAGUGAGCUCGUAGGGUAACAACCCAAGGGUCUUUUGGAGAUGUGUUGAGCCUUUUUAAAUGGAGGUGCAUUUUUGCAUGACUAUGUCAGAUAUUUCUACUACCAUCAUUAUUUGUUAAAGAUAUUUUGCACUUAGUUUUGUGGGAAAAUAUUGCUACACACGAUUUUUUUUUUUAAAUCUCUGAAUGUAAUUUCAAUACACGAAGCAGGGAGCGAUCGCUGUGAAAUAACUCGGGCCAGAGUUUUAUUAAGCAAUCUCCAGGCUGUUAAGGUACACAUACACGAUUUUCCUACAGGCCCAGUCCUCUUCCCUAACCAAUUCCCCAGCCAACUCCCCAGACAAGAAGCAGAUCUGGGGCUUGGGAGCACUGGCUCAGAUCAAGUGCUGGCACUUGACUGUUGAGGUGAGGGCCCUUCUUCCCAGCUCCCUCCCUCGGCACUGUCCCCACACUCAUUUCUACACCAGUCAGAUCACUGCAGCCUUCCUUAAGGCCAGAGACCAGAAAUCCCUUGCCCUUAAACCAACCAUUUCGAUAAGAAGCCCUUCAUUACUCAUCAAACCUUGGCAUUUAGCCUUGCACUGACCUAGACAUCAGAAGGCCACCUGUGCCCUCUUUUCACACGAAGACCUGGACAUGUCUCAGGGAGCAACCACAGGCUCUCCACUUAGAAACCUUGGUUUGAGUUUUUAAAGAUAGGAAUUAAUACAGUUCUUCAUUUCUACGUACUCUAGCAUGCUCAGUGCCGGGGUCUCUGCUGCUUAUUGGCAGGUGUAGCUCUUUCUGCGUAAAAACGAUACACAUCACAUCACUUACCUUUCUAAAGGAACAGCAUAGAGAAGGUUCUGUUCUUGGAGUCAGAAAUUCUCGAAGUUGUGUCUUUUGAAAUAUUUCUUUCAAACCUGCCCCCAGAGAGAAAGUUAUUGUAUUUCUUGUACGUGCAUAGGUAUCUGUAACAUCUGCCACGAAAACAACAGCACUUGCAGACGGGGCAGUAAUGCUUUAUCCUAAAUUAUUCAACCCUCGUAGCCUUGACAAAUUUUACUCUUGGAACCAAAAUGGUAGCACGAAAAUGAACCCCUUUUUAAGGAUAACCAGGGCUCGCUCACUCUUUUUGGGCCCAGGCUUCUUUUCAGUAGUAAAAUUCAGACCCACUUUUGACCAGUUGUUUGCCUCAGUAGUCCUCGAUUUGGAGCCCAUGGGAAAUCCAGCAAACCAACAGCACCAAUCUCCUCUGAGGCAGAAGUGCGGGGUCAUGUUCCCCACCCUGCUGGGGCCAGGCACUGUGCUUUUCGUCAUAGGACGGGGGUGCUGGUCAGAGGCAGUGAAAAGCCUUUAGCUGUUAGCAAACCCGUCUACUUCACCCCUGCCUUGAACCAGCCUCAAAAGCCAUUGCUUUAUUACUCUUUUGGCAUGAAUGCCUUCUCCUUAAUUACGGCCUCUUUUUGCUCCACAGCGACUUUUAGCCCUACAAUUGAAGUGUGCAUUGCCGUGAAAGGUGAGCACAUCGUGAGCCCAACUUACGGAGGACAUUCUUUCAGAGUACAGGUUGCGCGUACGACUCUGCUGACACAUCACCUCUCCUGGGAGGGACCUGACCAGUGCCGCGCAGACACGCACCAGCCUGUAUUUAUCUGCUCCCCCAAGGCUGUUCUUAAUGCUGCUUGGAGCUACUAAUUCGUUAUUAUGAACAUCUGCUCUAAACCCAGCUGUUGACUCUCCUGGCUUUUUCAGGUGUUUUCUUUUUUAGCUUUUUUUUUUUUCCUUAAUGAAAGAAUUUUCUAAUUUAGGUUUCUCUCAGACUUCCUUUUGGUUAUAUUUGGAAACAUAGAAGGAGUUUCACAGUCAGCAUCGCAUUCACAUUGUCCUGGGCGGUAGAGAAAAGCUGUUUCCCGCCCCACACUUUAUACUGCUGCCCACCGCUCUCUUCCAGCUUCUCAUGGCUCCUGGUUUAAGUAUAACCUCCAUAUGAGGCGUGAGAUCCGUAAAAGAGGAAAUCUUUUUUUUUCUUUCGUAGAAAAUGUUUUCCUUUUGAUCAUAAAAAAAUACACAUAGAAGAUUCAAACUUUGUUUUAUCUACCCAAAAUUCGUACACACUAGAACUGGGGAAUAAUAGACCUUGUACCUGCUGAAUCAGGAAUAACUUCAAAAAGAAAAAAGCUGCUUCUUGUUGGUUUUUUGGUUUGGGGGGGAGGGGGUCUUUGUGUUUUUGCAACAAGGCGUCUUUUAAAAUCAUAAUUAUUUGUGUUCCUACAUAUUGGUCCUUUUCUUUUAAAAAGUGUUCAAGAACUAUUCAUUUGAUGAUUUGGAACUCAGAGCUUUGUAAAAUUGGUAACAAAACGUCAAGCAGGAAGUAAUUGAACUUUGGUGUCGUGAUCGGCCUCAGGAAUGCACCCCCCCCCUUCCCACCCCUCACCCUGGACUCCACAGCUACUUGUCAGGCUGCGUCUACACACCAUACCCCACUUCACACCCUCUCAGGCCCUUGAAGGUAAACCCAUUGGACCGUGAAACAUUUACAGUACUGUCUGUCCAAUUUGCUCGAUCUUCACUGUUGAGAAGCGUUUUAACUGAAGUGUGGUUUGUGUGGGCCGUGAACCAUUGUACUUGAAGUAGGCACCUGCAGGGAAGGGCACCGGCCAGGUCACACGUUCUAGCAGACCCCACUGAUGAAGCAGGCCAAAGCCAUUGUGCAAAUCAGAAGCAAGUGGUGAGAGGCGGGAAGAAAACACGGUCAGCGGCUGUAAUUUGAAAGUCCCACUAAAACCCUUCCUUGUUUGUUAUAACACUAACCCACAGCUUAGGGAGAAAUACCAGCUUCCCUUCAUGUCACUUUGAAAUUCAUUCCUUCCUCCUCACCACAUCAGGAGUCGGACGUUGGUGGCCAAGCCUGAAUUCUGCAGAAAGGGGGCCCUUCUCGUUUCACCCAGGCCGCGACCAUGAUGCCCCUGUGCACUUCCCUAAUCGACACUCUGCUGGAGGGAGCCUGUUGGUAGCCAACUGUUUACAUUUCUUUAUAUAAAUAAUGUGCUUUCAGUGCCUUAGUUACGGGUCCCUUUCUUUUUCUUGUUCCAGGAAUUCUGCAAUGUGUUUCUUAGGUAAAAGUCUCUCUUUGCUACUCACUGGGAAGAAAAUGGUUUGUAAACACUGGUCACUGUCGUAAACUUUGUGAUGACAUCCAGAGAGGAGAGCUAGAUGCUGAGGUGGCUUUUGCCUUAGAGCUGUUAUUUAUGCCGUAGGAAACAAAAACGGUCCUGUCACACCAUGAGCUUCAGAUUGGAGAUGACCCAAAAGCCACCUUGUACCGACCUUAAGUUUUUAUUUCAGAAGAGAAUCUUGGUUUUGGUAAUUUAUUUUUUAAAAGAUUAUGUACAAAACACCAAGUUUUAAAAAUAACUCACAGAAUGGCCUUAGUUUUCAAUGUCCACUGGUAUGUUUGUGAGUUGUGUUAUCCGUAAUUUACAUCCCAGAAUAAAGUGGAAUGAAUUAGAUACAGUU
Messenger RNA from Acinonyx jubatus (cheetah), 13987 nucleotides. RefSeq names its product lysocardiolipin acyltransferase 1 (gene LCLAT1). NCBI's taxonomy places the organism in Eukaryota, Metazoa, Chordata, Mammalia, Carnivora, Felidae. Gene Ontology annotation, molecular function: acyltransferase activity. The record is from RefSeq and is a predicted model, not a curated record. The coding region runs from base 9366 to 10496 and encodes 376 amino acids. Gene Ontology annotation, cellular component: endomembrane system. The transcript has 7 exons.